UCAUUUUUCAAUCUUAGUCUAUACUUAGUAACUUGCGAACCUAACAGCGAGAUGAUAGCACAAGAGAUAAUGUGUUGGAACGAUCGACGUACGUAUUGUGUGUUUGAGCUGAAACAAUUACAAAGACCAGCAAGACGUUUAUACGCUUGAGCUCACUUGUCGAGUUCGAACUCUAAAAUUAAAUAUAGGCCUAACUAAAAUCGUUUUGGUUAGGACGGAUGAAGCUGCGUUGGUAAUAUAGAUCUGUAGAUCUAAUAUACACUGGGUUUGCACUGCUAACUCUGCCUACUGCGUGUUGUGUACUUUCUAGAUCUAGAUUCUAGAUUUAAAUCUUGUUUGUAACUUUUAACAAAUUUACCUUCUGAAUCGAAUCCUUAUUACACCCUUCCAUUAAAUUACUAACUGAAUCCAGCAAAUGUGAAUAUACAGUUCCUUCAAAGUUGAAAGCCUAUAAAGAAUUUGGCAAAGUGAAGUGAAGGAACUCUUCGAGUUUUGCUUGCCAAAGACACCGGUCUACUGAGUUCUGAAUGAAGUGGGACAAGAUGAUUUUUGAAGGAAUAAUUAUUGCUCUGGACCUGGGUUAUACUGUUGGGUUCAAGAAAAAGUCGGAGUUGCGGAAAAAGAUUGUUGAGAAUGGAGGAACGAUCAGCUACAUUGUGACAAGAAAGUGCAGCUUUGUUGUGACCAGUGACCCGGAGAAAGUGGACGUGUCGUCAAAAUGUCGCAUGGCCGUCAAGUACGGCUUACCCGUGCUCAGCCUGGACUACGUGUGGGACUGCCUUCGGGCCGGGGCCCUCUAUGACACAAGCAGCUACGUCGUCGGGGGGAAGAGCAGCGUGCUGGACUUCAAGGCAGGAAAAAUCUCAGCUCUCAAGAAUAAAGAAGAGAAGAAAAAGGUUUCCAGUCGAACGAGUUUCAACCCCAGAACGACAAGGAUCUGGCAUGAUUCAGAUUCUGACACGCCUGAGUUUGACGAAAACGCUUUUGAAAUUGCCAAAUAUGCCUUCUUCAGCGGGUUCAACAAACAGCUCAAGUGCGAACAGCUCCAGGUGGUGGAGUUACAGGCUGUCCCAAGGUCGCGGGGCACGGACUCGAACCUCAUGGAGGUCAGCGGCAAGGAAGACGUGCUCAAGUUCAGGGUCGUGCUUCAGACAGGGAGCUGGGCUGACCUGAAGGAUGGUAAAGUAGGUCACCGGGAGUACCGGUUCCUCCCAACGGCCGAUAAAGCCCUUGCUGUGUUUGCCAUGGUGUGUGAAGACGCAGAGAAGCGGCAGGGAUCCAAAAGUUGUCUGCCCCCACGAGGAGUCGGUUCCCAGCAGCUGCAGAAGUAUAUUGCCGAGAAGCUGAAGGUCGACGAGGGCUGCAGUGACGAGGUCAAGGACGUUGUGGAACACGUGUGGCGAGAAGCGAUGUCAGAGGUCAACAGUGUCCUCGGCAACAUCUCUGGCAUCAAAGUCGAACAGGUGGAGCAGGCUGAAGCUAUCCUCAUCAAAAUCCGAGAAGCCAUCAAAGGAGGAAAGUCGGAGAUUGUCGUCCUUGAGUUGAUCAAAGAGUUCUACUCCACGCUGCCUCACAAGCAAGAAUCGUCCAACAUAACAAAGGACCAGAGAGCCCGAUGGCUUGUCAGGAAACAGGAUAUGUGUCAGCUCAUCAAAGACAUGACAGCCGUGAGCGAGAUGACCAACUUCGAGACUCGAGCGGAUGUGGUUGCCAAGUAUGCCGCACUUCGUUGUCACAUCAAGCAUCUGGCAGGAACGUCACACAUGAACGUCGAGAACAUGGUGAUCUCUUCCUUGGAAGGGAAACACAAAAAUGUCUCCGUGGCAAAUGUCUUUGAGAUCUGGAGGCAGGAGGAGGAUAUGAACUUCCGACAUGACCUUGACCCCAAGCAACUUCUGUUCCACUGUUCGAAAGUGGAAAAUUUUGUGGGGAUCUUGUCCAGAGGCCUUCUCCUGCCCAAGGUCGUGGUUGACGACUACGGAGGAACUCGAACAGACGCAGGCAUGCUGGGAAGUGGCAUCUACUUUGCCAGCGCUGCCAGUACAAGCAUGAAGUAUUCUAUGGCGAGCAAGACCAAAGGCUCUCGCCUCCUGCUGGUCAGCGAAGUGGCCUUGGGCAGGGUCAAGGACUAUACCAGUCACGACACGACUCUGACGGGGCCACCCGAGGGUUACGACAGCACUCAUGGGGUCAGCAAGGUCAAGGACAGUUCCUCUGCCUUUGAGGAUGAUGAGUAUGUGGUGUACAAUGUCGCUCAACAACGUCUACGCUACCUCGUGGAGUUCACGCUCCCUGAAGACUCUGUCUGCCCCAUCAUCAUGGUACCCACAGAGCCGACGCUGAUGCAGGAUACAGACACAGGGACAAUCAGCAUGAGUGAUGUCACAGACAUUGCAAACCCUCUUGCCAAGGUCAAAGCUGGACUUCAGGGGUCAGGAGACGCGGAUGUAGAGCUUCGCGGAGUUCACAUACGAGCAAAACUGCUCGACUUAGCUGCCCAGGUGGUCGUGCUCCAGGAGUACGUCAACAACAGCUCCAAAGCCAUCGAGGCCAAGUACGUCUUCCCUCUAGACGAUGCCGCGGUUGUCUGCGGGUUCGAGGCUUUCAUCAACGGCAAGCACAUCGUGGGAGAGGUCAAAGAGAAGGAGAAGGCGCACCGGGAGUACCGCGAGGCCAUCAGUCAAGGUCACGGAGCGUAUCUCAUGGACCAGGAAGAGACCCCUGAUGUGUUCACGGUGAGCGUGGGUAACCUCCCUGCGGGGGCGUGCGUGUUGAUCAAGAUCACGUACGUGGCGGAGCUACAGGUGGACCAGGAGCUCAUCGACUUCAAAAUGCCCGCCAGUGUCGCCCCCUGGAGGGAGGACGCUGCCUUCAAACAGAACACGCAGAAUGACCUACAGAGCGAGAAGGUGUCCUCAGCGUCUAAGACAAGCGUGCAGGUUGCCGUAGAGAUGCCCUUUGACAUCCGAACCCUGGACUGCCCGACUCACAAAGUCAAAAUAAAGCAAACAGCGUCCAAGGCGUACCUGGAAGUAGUUCAAGGUCAGGCCUUUGGCUCAGGUUUCCAGCUGCUCAUUGGUCUAGCGGAGAUCCAUGUGCCUCGGAUGUGGGUGGAGCGGCUGCCUAAUGAUGAACAGAACCUGGCGUGCAUGUUGACUUUCUACCCGGAGUUUGAGACCUCGGAGCUGACGGACGGAGAGCUGCUGCUGGUUCUCGACACAUCCAACUCCAUGAAGGGGAAGCCACUGACGGACGCCAAAAAGGUGGCGCUACUGGCGCUGGCAGAGCUGCCGCCAGAUUGGCAUUUCAACGUGGCUCGAUUUGGAUCAGACUAUGAAGAGUUGUUCCCUGGCCCCUUGGCCAACACAGCGGAGAACAUGGAGAAGGCUGCUGCUUUCAUUCAGGAAUCUGUUGCCAACAUGGGCAGCACGUGCGUCCAGAACCUUCUGCAGGCGUAUCAGUUGCUGCCACGCUCCGACGCCCCACGGAAUAUCUUCCUCGUGUCAGACGGACACAUCAACAGCGACAAUUUCGUGCUUCGCCUCGCCAGCGAGAGCAAUGAACACCUCCGUGUCUUCACAUUUGGAGUAAGGUCAAAGGUCAGAUGAGCAAAGCAUGCCAAGCCGGUUUGACCUCUGUCUCGGUAGAGUGGUGUCAACAUGACAACCUCCCAGCCCUGCAGGCCCCAGAACACAUCACGUCGCUCUUCAACGGCUCCAGGCAGGUGGUUUAUGGGUUUGUCCCCAACUGUACCAUGGCGGUUCUGAAAGCCAAAGUGGGUGGUCAAGAGGUGUCCACAGUUGUGUCUACUUCGGAACUCUCCAUUACUGAGGGGCUGGUGGCCAAGAUGAACCUCAAGUCCACCGUGAUUGAUCUGAGCAAAGAGUACUCCAUCGUCACUCAGUUCACAAGUUUCAUCGCGGUCGAAAAGAGAGAGGAGAACGAGAAAGAUCUGCUGAAGACAGGACCCUCCAUGGCUGAGCUGGUGGACAAGGAAGGAGUGGACAUCUUGGACUACAUGGGCUGGACAGAAGUGCCGAAAGACGAGCCCCCGGCCUUUGACCUCCUGCUUGAGGAGAUUUCCGAGCAGCUGAGGAUGAACCGGCUGUCGGUCAAUCUGAUGAUUCAGCUGGACACGGUAGAGAACCAGUACCAACAGUUGAGGCAGGAGCACCGGGCGUGCAGUCCCGACGUACUCCGGUUGAUGGCGGUUCUGUGACAGUUGUGACAAUGAGUGGAAAGACGAUGGCGAUUCCGUGCUGUGGUGAGACAACUGUCUUGGAACUGAAACGAAUAAUCUGGGAGCGGGAAGGCUCACCCAUUGAGCAGCAGCGACUUGUCUACGACGGUAUUCAGUGUGAAGAUCAGGCCACGCUCCAUGAGUAUCAUGUGGCGGACAGUGCCAAGAUUUAUCUGGUUCAGCGACUCCGAGGUGGGGGUGCGGCAGAGGCUGAACUGGCGACAGUGGGCAGUAACGUGAUGGAAGAACGUCAGGAGAGUGAGUCGGACGAAGAUAUGGGCAUGGGCUUGUUUGAUGCUGAAAUUUGUAGCGCAUCGCCAAGAAAGAUGGCAGAACCAGAAGCUG
Molecule: messenger RNA, 4585 nt
Organism: Aplysia californica (California sea hare)
Lineage: Eukaryota; Metazoa; Mollusca; Gastropoda; Aplysiida; Aplysiidae
Product: protein mono-ADP-ribosyltransferase PARP4
Molecular function (GO): protein binding; NAD+ poly-ADP-ribosyltransferase activity
Source: RefSeq, a predicted model, not a curated record